Molecule: messenger RNA, 4472 nt
Organism: Megalops cyprinoides (Indo-Pacific tarpon)
Lineage: Eukaryota; Metazoa; Chordata; Actinopteri; Elopiformes; Megalopidae
Gene: pidd1
Product: p53-induced death domain protein 1
Exons: 16
Coding region: 472-3453 (993 amino acids)
Biological process (GO): apoptotic process; DNA damage response; signal transduction
Molecular function (GO): protein binding
Source: RefSeq, a predicted model, not a curated record
GAGGCGUGCCUCUCGCUGGCGGAGCAGUACUGGCAACUGUCUCCUACGGAAAGUAGCUAAGCUUUGUCCGAAAGUCGCUAGGUGUUUUUUUUUUUUUAAACGUGGCUAAAGGGGCCUGAGUCAAAGUCGCUAAAUCUAGCGACAAAGUCGCUAAGAUGGCAACAGUGCGUAGAAGGAGACUUUGGUCGGUCGGAACCGGAAAGACUCAGUACUAGGCGCAACCUCUUCCAUCGACUAAAGGAAAACCCAACUCUAGCUGUACAAUUGCAGCACCUGUUUGGAGCCGAAACUGUCUGAUGCGAACGGUUGACGCGCAGGUCGAGACUUUCACAACUCGCAACACGACAGACCUGUGAAGCAGCCAUGACAAGGGAGAGAGAGACACAAAGGAGAACAGGGACGUUAGGACGGGUUUGCAUCUACAACGCUCAUCAAUCCAACGAAAAAGGAAGGUGAACAGGGGGAGAAAACAUGGAUGAGAAGAGAGAGAAGAGGAGGGGGAGGGGUAUGGGGGAAGAGAGAAGGUUGGUGAAGGUGAAGGAUGGACACAGGGACCUGGCGAUGAGAGCUUCGCUUGUACCUGUUGGUACAACUGAGGCGAUGGAAUGGAAUAGGGAGACAGAAAUGAAUGAUGAAAAGAGUGAAGGAAAAGAAACAAGUAAGGGGGAGGAGAAGAAAGGAGAGCAUAAAAGCCUAACAAGGAAGGAAAGCAAAGAUAAUGAGGAUGAGAGCAAACCUGCCUCUUCGCUGCUCUCUGUUUCUCCAUCUCUGGACACCUGGACCCCUACUCCCUUGACCUCCUCUUCACCUUCACCUCCUUGGCAUCUUCCUCCUCUGUCUAUCUCCUCCUCAUUGUCCUCCCCCCUCCCCCUCACUCAGCCUGUGGAGCUGUGUGCAGUUCUUUGUGACAACCAGUUGACUCUGGAUGUGUACUUGGGCGGGGCAGCCAUGCUACCUGUCCUGUUGGAGUCUGUCCCGGAGCAGGUGAGGAAGGUGAAGUACCUGAGGCUCGGUUCAGAGGACAGUGAUGGGCUGGAAAGAGCACUUGCCAUUCUGCCCCACUUCACACUGCUGCGUUCACUGGCUAUCCGAGGCCACUGCCUCCAGGACCCCAGGGGCAAUGCCCUCCCUGGUCUCCUGUCCUCUCUGCCCCCCUCCCUGUCCUCUCUAUCCCUCCUCACCCAUUUGGACUUCUCUUUCAAUCAACUGUCCUCCCUCCCCUCCUGUCUGCUCUCGCUGCCCCACCUCUCCACACUCCUUCUCUCUCACAACCUCCUCUCAACCCUGCCCUCCUCCCUUGGGUGUCUGCACUCUCUUACCUACCUCACUCUCAUGGGUAACCGGCUGCAGUCCAUCCCCCCCUGCCUGGGGGAGCUGAGGGCACUGCAGACCCUGGACCUCUCGUACAACCUUCUAGAGGCCGUUCCCAAGGAGGCAGGGCUGCUGGAGGGUCUGCGCACCCUGGAGCUGUCCCAUAACAGACUGAGGGAGCUGCCAGACACUAUGGGUUCUCUCCUUUCUCUGAGAGAGCUGGUCAUCCACAGCAACAAUCUUCACUCAGUUCCAGAGUGUGUGAAAAACCUGCCCCACCUUGUUAGACUGGAUACACGCAACAAUCCCCUGGGGUGGCCCCUAACCCCACUUCCACCUGCUCCCGCCCUCCCAGCCCAGACAGAAACUGAACUUCCUGAGUUACACAUUGGACCCAAUCAGCAUUGCUUCUAUGUAAGUGCUGCUGGAUGUCAUGUUUUUCUCCCGGGAGGGGCGGAGCUGUUGUUCCCCCAGGGAUGCAUGGUUUCCACAGUGACACUAAAGUGGGCAGAGAGGAGACCGGACAGGAAGUGGAUAUGGCUAGAGGAGCACGACUUCCUUUUGAGCCGACCACUGGAACUCCUUCCACAUGGCACAGCCUUCCUGAAGCCCAUAGAAAUCUGUGUGCCAUACCGUAAGGCACGAAGGGGAGAAGUGGUGGUUCGGAGGUUUGAUGGCGAGUCCUGGAGUACACUACCCACCACCACGAGGAGAGGGAGCCAGAGACACAGUGUCCGGCCAGUGGGGCGGCCAGCACGGCUUGCCUGCUGUUCUGUGAGCCAGUUCUCCUGGUUUGUGGUUGUGUCUCGUCUGGUGAGAGAUACUUGCUCAGUCCCAUCAGAGGGGGCGUUGUUAGUGUCAAGUGUUGAUCCAGCAAUCAAGCUCAUGUUUCCCCAGGGGUGCACCCAGCAGACCCGUACCAUCAUUCUUCAGGUCCUCCAGGUGGCGCUAUCUGAGGUGCAGGAGCUGAGUGGAGACUCCCAGGCCAGUGCCAGUUCUCUGCUGUGUCUCUCCCAGGAGCCCAGCAUUCCGUUUCUGCGGCCGGUGAGGGUGCAGAUGCCCUUGCCUCCCGGACUCACUGGUCACACAAUGGAUGUGUCAUGUCUUUACCUGCUGCAUGGAGACCCAGUGGCCCACACCUGGACGGACGUGACACCACAGGCCUCUCUUCAAAUCACUCAUCUCUACGCCGUCUUCACCAUCACACACUUUUCCUGGUACUGGCUGUGGUACACCACUCAGCGCUGUGUCAGUGGGGUGGUGCGGAAGGUGUAUGAACGGCUCCGACAGUUCCGGGUCCAGUUCCUGGUUCUGCAGAGAAGGACCGAUCCAAUGCAGGUGCUGUUGCAGUGUCUGCCGACCAACAAGGUGGAGAGCACGGUGUGCUCUCUGUCUACACAGUAUGAUGGACCCCAGCCUUCAGAUGUGUGUGAACUGCUGGAGGGGGAGCAGUUCUUUGCUGGCUUUGAGAGGGGCAUCGACAUUAACACAGACCGGCCAGACUGCAUAGAGGGACGACUCUCUUUUGUUUUUUACUCCCACUUGAAGAAUCACAAAGAGAUAUACAUCUGCCCUAGCCCGGGGCAGGAAGAGCCAGUGAGGGGGCAGGUAUCAUUCUACCGAGGGGAGGUACCCAGUGACAUCCCACAGGAAGUUACACAGAAGAGGAAGGGACCUGAUACCCAGUGGCUGGCGACCUUACCUUUGAAGCUUCCUCUCUCAGGGUGGAUCUGGACUCGCGCAGCACAUCAGUCAGCCAUGGAGCAGGAAUGGAACUGCAGGGGGAAUGCUCCAAGUGGUCCUGGCGAUCUGUACACCACAGUGAUGUACAGGUCAGAGGGGAGAGAGAUGGACACUGCAUGGAACUCGAACAAACAAGGCAGCUUUCGCCUUCCAUACUUAGAUGUUAAGUAUUCCUACCUACCUAAUAGGGAGUUAUUCCCCCUUUUGCCCUCAAAACAGCCAGAAUUCAUUGUGGCGUGGAAUCAACAAGACAUUGAAUGUGCAGGACACGGAUUCUGGUCCACGUUGACCCCAGUGCUUCCCAUAGCAGUUGCAACUUGGCUGGUGGUGGAUGUGUCUACAACAAAUAGCUUGUUCCAUUUCAUCCCACAGAUGUUCAAAUGGAUUGACAUCUGGUGACUGAAGUACGCUGAAUUCACUGUCAUGUGCCCGGAAUCAUUCCUGGUUUCUGCCUUGUGGCAUGGAGCAUUAUCCUGCUGAAAAAGCCCAUUCAUAGAUGGAUACACUGCUGCCAUGAAGGGAUGCAUCUUAUUGGCAAUGAUGUUCAGAUAUUUUGUGGCACUCAAAUGUACUCAUAUCAAGGUAACCAGUGUAUGCCAGGAAAACACUCUCCACAUCAUUAUACCUCCACCACCAGCCUGCAUUGUUAACAUCUAGCAGGAUGGAUCCAUGGACUAACGCAGGUUUCACCAUUCUCCCACCAGCAUGAAACUGCAGGAACUGGGAUUCUUCAGACCAGGCGAUGUUUUCUCAAUCCUCCACUGUCCAGUGUUUGUGUUCCUCAGCUGAUUACAACCGCAGACUUUUAUUUUCCACUGUCAAGAGUAGAACUUUGUUAGGUUGACAGCUGCUAUGCCCCAUCUGUAACAAGGUACAACAAGUUGUGCAUUCUGACAUUCCUCUUUCAGCUCAACUGUUGUACUCAGCUGACAGUUUACUGACUGUAUCCCAUCUGUUACCCUGCACAAGUCAUGUCAGCCUCGAUUGCCCUCUUUCAUCAAUGGUCUGUUUCUGACCACAGGACCUCUGUUGGCUGGAUGUUUUUGGGUGGUGGACCAUUCUUAAUAUACCCGUGACACUCUCAUGCAUAUAAACCGCAGCAGGACUGCUGUUUCUGAUAUACUCAUACUGGUGCAUCUGGCUGUCACUACCAUACUGCUUUCAUAGACACUUAAAUUUUGUCUUGCCCAUUCACCUUCUCAAUUGAACUCAGACACACAAUAUGUGCCUGCCCACAUGCUUGAAAUAGUAUAGUGUGAAUGUGAUGCUGUCAUUGAUUGAGCUGUCUCUUUCAUGGAAAAGGCAGGUGUACCUAUUAAAGUGGCCACUCAGUGGGUAUAUGUAUAUUACAAUGUUACAAUUUUAUCAUUCAGUAUUACUGUAGCAGGGAGUAUUCAACCCCUCCCCCCCUCUCAUGC